UCUUACAAUUAUCUAGCUUUGUUGGGUCUGCGCGUUAACUGUUUGAUAUUUUGCCAACAUGCGAAAUUUGGCCUAGCACAGCACUUGGGUAUGCUGUGAACGAAGGGCAAUGCCCUUCUUUCUAACAGAAUGAGAGAGAGAGAGAGAGAGUUGAAAACCGAGAAAGAGACAAGCUGGGAAAAGAGACGAUUGAGAGAGAAUCGCGUGAGGGGUCCAGUCCUACCCGUCUCCCGUCCUGCGCUGCCGUGGAGCCACCGGCGUGUUAUGGGUGGUAGUCUGCCUUGUGACCCACCGGAAUCACCGUGUGUGGCUUGAAGAUGGCGAUUUGAGGCUUACGCAUCAAGGGUAAGUUAUGUGCGAAUGUUGAGACACCAUGACUGUGAGAUGGCCGAGGCUUUUGACACCCACACAACUUUCUCAGAUUAUACGGAACCAGAAAAACCCCUUAACAGCGCUCCAAAUCUUCAAGGAAGCCAAACGCAAGUACCCCACAUACUGUCACAAUGGUCCAGUCUAUGCCACCAUGAUUGGCAUCCUCGGAAACGCAGGCAAAAUCAGUGAGAUGAAAGAGGUGAUUGAUAAAAUGAAAGAAGACUCGUGUGAGUGCAAGGAUUCAGUCUUUGCUAAUGCAAUAAAAACCUAUGCGAAAGCUGGAUUGCUAGAUGAAGCGGUUUCUCUUUUUAAAAGCAUUCCUCAGUUCAACUGCAUGAAUAAGACAAAUUCUUUCAACACCCUUCUGCAGAUAAUGGUGAAUGAAACUAACCUUGAAGCUGCUCACCGCUUGUUCUUAGAGAGCUCUUAUGGGUGGGAAGUGAAGUCUCGGAUUCAGUCCUUGAACUUGCUCAUGGAUGCUCUAUGCAGGCAGAGUCGUUCUGAUCUUGCAUUGCAUAUUUUCCUAGAGAUGAAUAAUCAAGGUUGCUGUCCUAAUAGGGAAAGCCAUCGAAUUCUAAUGAAAGGGUUGUGUGAAGAUGGGAGGCUGAAUGAUGCUACUCAUUUGUUGUAUUCAAUGUUUUGGAGGAUCUCUCAAAAAGGUAGCGGUGAGGAUAUUGUAAUCUACAGAAUCUUGUUAGAUGCUUUAUGUGAUGAUGGGCAAGUUGAAAGGGCUGUGGAAAUUCUCAGUAAGAUUUUAAGGAAGGGGCUGAAGGCUCCUAGCCGGUUUUGUCACCAUCUUGAUCUCAAUCGGUGUAGUACUGGUGAAGAUAUGGAAGGCGCCAAGCGUUUGAUUAAUGAAGCUUUGGUCAGAGGUGGGAUUCCCAGUUUGGCUAGUUAUAGUGCUAUGGCUAUUGAUCUUUACAAUGAAGGUAAGAUUGAUGAGGCCAACAAAGUGCUUACUGAAAUGCAAGAAAGAGGCUUUAGGCCAUCAUACUUGAUUUAUGAAGCAAAAGUAGGAGCAUUAUGUAGGGAAGGGAAUGCUGAUGAAGCAGUAAAGGUAAUUGAAGAGGAAAUGGUCAAGGGUAAUUGUGUACCCAAUGCUAAAGUUUAUAAUAUUGUCCUAAGAGGACUGUGUAAUGAAAGGAAAUCAGCCCAUGCUGUUAGGUAUUUGAAGAAUAUGGCUAACCAGGUUGGUUGCAUUGCAGACAAGGAAACCUAUGGCAUUUUAGUUGAUGGGCUAUGUCGUGAAAGAAGAUAUCUUGAAGCAAGUAAAGUUUUGGAGAAGAUGUUAAUUAAAUCAUAUUGGCCUUGUGCUGACACUUACAAUAUACUUAUCAGAGGUCUUUGCUCUGUGGGCAGGCAAUACGAAGCUGUUAUGUGGUUGGAGGAGAUGAUUAGCCAGGGUAUGCAGCCAGAACUUUGUGUAUGGAACUCGUUGGUAGCAACUAUAUGCUCCAACAUGGCUGACAUUGAUCUGUGCUUUGAGAGAUUUAAUUAGCUUAUCACUUCUUGGUUGUUCAUGUUGUAGUAGUUAUGACGGUGGAAACAUUUGUACUCAUAUUAUUCUUCCUUUUCAAUUGGUCUAAAAAGUUGUAAUUAGGUUCUUCUUUUCGUGA
Molecule: messenger RNA, 1988 nt
Organism: Corylus avellana
Lineage: Eukaryota; Viridiplantae; Streptophyta; Magnoliopsida; Fagales; Betulaceae
Source: RefSeq, a predicted model, not a curated record